Molecule: messenger RNA, 2427 nt
Organism: Penicillium malachiteum
Lineage: Eukaryota; Fungi; Ascomycota; Eurotiomycetes; Eurotiales; Aspergillaceae
Product: FAD-dependent oxidoreductase
Exons: 5
Coding region: 1-2427 (808 amino acids)
Molecular function (GO): FAD binding
Source: RefSeq, a predicted model, not a curated record
AUGGCUGAAACAAAGCCAAAGAACUUCCGUGUCAUCAUCGUUGGUGGAUCGAUUGCCGGCCUCACCUUGGCACAUUGCCUAGUACACCAUGGUAUUGACUUUGUCGUACUAGAGGGACGCGAUGAAAUUGCUCCACAGGAAGGUGCAUCGAUUAGUAUCUAUGCCAAUGCGUCUCUGGCGGUCGAUCAGCUCGGGAUAUUAGAUGAUAUCCUGGCAGAGGUUGAGCCGCUUGAGUAUGUAUACAAUUGGUCUGACAAGGGGAAACUUCUGUCAUAUCUGACUACCCCUGGUUUAUCAGAGUUGAACCAUGGAUAUAUCAAUGCGUUCUUGGAGCGUCGCAAGAUCCUCCAGAUCUUCUAUAAGCAUCUUGGAGAUAGACAAAAUUCAGUGCUUACCAGCAAAAGAGUCACUCGAGUUGAGCAUACGGACACGCAUGUUGUGGCUCAUUGUGAAGAUGGUUCUUCAUUCCAGGGAGACAUCGUCAUCGGUGCUGAUGGCGUGAGAAGCAAGAUCAGAUCGGAGAUGUGGGACCAUAUGGACACUCGUGGACUCCAGAAGGAAGCUCAAAAAGAGCGUGAGCGCAUGACCUGCGAGUACGAUUGUCUCUUCGGAAUUGCAUCUCCGGUACCAGGACUCAAGGUGCCAGAUAUCCAUCGUACAUAUGGUGAGGGCUGGUGUAUCCUUACAGUUGCUGGCAAGCAUGACGCGGUCUACUUCUUCCUUUUCACGAAGCUCGAUCGCAAAUACAAGAGCCAUGAAAUCCCUCGUUUUAAUCAUGCUGAAAUGGACCAGCAUGCCGCUCCAUAUCUGGAUCGACUUGUCAGUGAUAAGAUACGCUUCUCUGAGGUCUACAAGCGUGCUGAGACUCGUAACUGGGUACCAUUGGAGGAGGCUCUUUACGAAAAUUGGUCCACUGAUCGAUUCGCAUGCGUGGGUGAUGCAUCUCAUAAGAUGACUCCUAAUGCUGGUUUUGGUGCCAAUUCAGCCAUCGAAAGUUCUGUGGCCCUGACCAACAGCAUUGCCUCCAUGCUUAAGGAGCACCCCGAGCCUAAAACUGAGGACAUUGACCGUACCUUCAAGGAAUGGGAAACUGCUCGUAAAGAGCGACUCAUCCCUACUUGGGACAUAGCCGCCAUGCUGUGUCGACUGGAGACCCAGGCCAGUCUAAAAUUUAGGAUAUUGAAGUAUCUCAUCCAGCCCAUGACCACAUUAACACAGAGGGGCACGACAGAUGGCAUUGCCGGUGGUGAGGCUGUCUCAUGUCUUCCAUUCCCAGAAAGAUCCUUUAAGGGCCUAGUACCGUGGAAGUGCCAUGAUAAUCUGUCCUCCAUCGUCAAAGAAAAGACCUGGCAGCGGGUUCUGGCUGGUCUUUCUCUUCUUGGAUUCACUGGCCUUGCGUUUGUAACAAUGGUGCCUGCAGUGAUGAAAGUGAUCCCACAGAUGGAGGAGAUUGCCAAAUUGGGAAGCUGGACAACUAGCACUGGUGGAAUCGUCAAUCUUCAGCCUCCCCUUUUCAACCUGAAGACGCUGGAUGAGCUCGUCCGACCUAUGAUUACAUUCUUCCUUCCCGCUAUCACAGGCUCAGAUGUACUAUCCAGGGCUCAAGUAUUGCCUUUCAUCAACGAUGUCAACGGCGUCGUCGCAAUUUGGUCGCUAGAGAGCUACCGCAAAGUGCACACACUCCCUGCACCAUUACUUCCCAUCUUAAUGGGUGCACUGUCUCAGUUAGGAGGAAUAGGUGUAUUCGGACCAGUCUACUACUUCUUCCAAUACCUCCAAGUCUCCCUCUUAGAAACCGCAUUCGCCAACUACCGCGAAACCGAGCCCACAACAACAUACACCCUCCUCUUCGCUUCGCUAGCAGGACAAUAUAUCCCCUGUCUAACAAGUUUCUUCGCACCAGCCCUCGAAAGCCGCAAAUGGUGGAACGCAUUAUGGCAAAUAUACCCAAUUACAGUUCCCCUCCUCCAACUCCCAUUGAACACUCUUCUGAACCCCAAGAGCGAAGGAUCCGCCGAACCAAAGGCCCGAAUUCAGAAUCGUCAGAAGAGUCUCACCGCUGUCCGCGUUGCAUAUGGAUCUAUUGCUACAGUUUCAGCCCUCGGAUUCCUCUAUUCGCGCUACACUGCCCCAGCUGGAUCAUCUGCGCUUAGUAUUUUCUGGCCUGGAUUGAUGAAUUCUGGAUCCUCGUUUGAGGGAGACAUUGCUUGGUUUUUCAAGUGGGAUCAGAUUAUUUCUACGGGAGCGGGAUUCACCUGGUUGGCUCUGAGGUUCCGCGAGUUGAAAAGAUCGGGUGCUGAGUUUUCCUGGUGGAAGGGUAUAACAGGUUUGGUUGGAACUACCUGUGCGUUUGGACCGGGAGCUGCAUUUGCGCUUGGGUGGGGAUUGAAGGAGGAGUUGGUUUAUAAGGUUGGAUUGAGGGAGUAA